This is a messenger RNA of Thlaspi arvense, 930 nucleotides long. Lineage: Eukaryota; Viridiplantae; Streptophyta; Magnoliopsida; Brassicales; Brassicaceae. The record is from the annotation of a GenBank genome assembly.
AUGGCUUCAACACCUUGUGCAGCUUGCAAGCUCCUGAGAAGAAAAUGCACUCAAGAAUGCGUCUUUGCGCCCUAUUUUCCACCAACUCAGCCUCAAAAGUUUAUCUAUGUCCACAGAGUCUUUGGAGCAAGCAAUGUAACCAAGAUCCUCAACGAUCUCUCACCUAUCAACCGCGAAGACGCAGUUAAUUCCCUCUACUAUGAAGCUGAGGCACGUAUCCGUGACCCAAUCUAUGGAUGCGUUGGUCUCAUCUCUUUCUUGCAGCAAUGUCUCAAGAAAAUUCAACAAGAUCUUGUCACUGCUAAAGAAGAGCUUGCUGGUUACAUAGGACCAGAUGCUGCGAUUCCGCAACAGCCUUAUCUUCCUCCUCUAGGCAACAAUCCUCCACCAAAUUUCAUGAUGGCUAUGGAAGGAAUGCCACAUGGAGUGAUCCCUCAAGGAGAUCCGUUGAUCAACAUGUCUCAUCAUCAACAUCAACAUCAACACCAACCGCAAGAUGAGCAGUUGCAGCUCAGUGCUGCUGAUGCACAGAGAAUGGCUGCAAUGAUUUUGGACAGAGGAGAUCAACAAGGGAUGUUCAAUGGUUAUGGAAUAGACAACAAUGUUUCAGUUACUGCCACAGGUUAUAACCAGAUGGAUGUGAAUGAUCACGGUGCUAGUGGGUCGUUGUCUGGACCAUCUCUUGCUUUAGGAAACUUUGGUGAGGCUUAUCAAAUGGGUCAAGAGACAGAGCAGCAUCAUAUCAACCAUGAUCAGCUUCAGACACAGCUCAUGCUUCAGCCUCCAUUACAGGAAGGUCAAGAGCAAAGUGAAGGACAGUUUCUGAUGCAGCAAAUGGGACAAGAGAAUCUCCAUGAAGAAGAGGAGGAGGAAGAGCUUGAGCCUCCGGUUAAAUGGAGGAAGUCUGAAAACAAGGAAGCUAGUUAUUAA